Molecule: messenger RNA, 1515 nt
Organism: Manis javanica (Malayan pangolin)
Lineage: Eukaryota; Metazoa; Chordata; Mammalia; Pholidota; Manidae
Source: RefSeq, a predicted model, not a curated record
AUGGGACGGGAUAGGCGCCUUGCCUGGGAGCCCGAGCAUGUGCCCUGCACCAUCGAUGCCAGCCAGCUUUCAUCCACCCUGGUGGGCCAAGUCCUCCACCACUUGGUCCAGGAGGAGCACCUGGGGCCCACGGUGGCAGAGCUGGAAGACCCACGGCAGAUGCAGCUGGCUCCAGAGACACGGGGAGAGACGGCUUCAUGGUUAGAGCCCGCACAGGAGCUCCCUGAGACCCCUGUGCUGGAGCGACGGGAGGUGUCACCUGCUUCAGCCCCUGCAGAGCCAGAGGAUGUCCCAGCAGUGGCCUCAGCCCAGGGGCCAGGCCCUGAGCUGGAGCCCCAUGAGCCCGCGGGCCUGGGGCCCAGGGCACUUGCUGGAAUGGCACCAGGCGUGGCAGAGCCAGGUCCAGGUCCAGAGCCCACCAGCCCCUGUGCUGCGAGCCCCUGGGACAUCCCAGGAGUGGUCUCAGGCCCCGAGCUGGAGCCCCAUGAGUCCUCGGGUGCGGGGCCCAUGGCACCUGCAGGAAUGGCACAGGGCCUGGCAGAGCCAGAGGUGGUCCCGGAGCCCACCAGCCCCUGUACCAUGAGCACCCGGGAUUUGCCGAGGAAGAGGAAGCGGGGCAUCCUGGUGUUUGCCCCACGCCUGGUGGCCGAGCAGCUGACCCUGAUGUGUGCGGAGCUGUACAGUAGGGUUGAAUGUGGUGAAUGCAAGGUCUACGUAGAGAGACACCCACUGAGGGAAGCCAUUGUGCUCCUGGCCCCCAACAUCCUUAACGUCAUCAAGCACUUUGGUACCACGUUUCAUUUGGUCAUCUCCUCCUGCCUCGGGGGCCCGAGCACGACGGCCCAGGACAGGGCCCGAGUGGUGGAGUUCUGGAUCCAGGUGGCCAAGGAGUGUCUGGCUCUCAGAAAUUUCGAGUCCUUCCGUGCCAUCAUCUUCGCCCUGCAGCGCCCUCCUGUACGUCGCCUGGAGAGCACCUGGGGACAAGUUUCCUGGAAGAGCUCCUGGAUCUACAGAAAACUUAAAAAGAGGAACAAGGGGCUUAAAGGGAAGCAGCUCCUCAAGGAGGCGAGGGCCAUGGUGAAGGAACAGAUGUGCGACCUCAGCGCAUGCCAGUGUACGAAGCAGGUGAGAGUGGCGUGGCGCGGGUCACGGGCAGUGGGGGCGACCGUGUACCUGCUCCUGGUGCCACCAGCCCUGCGUUGCCGGCACUGGGGGGACCAGGAGGAGGGCGAGAGCAGCUGGGUACAGGGAGAAGUUGGAGGACAGCUGCAGGGCCCACAGGUCCUGGGAAUGGCCAAAAGCCAGCCCUGGGAGGGACCAGGAGGGGAGAGCUGGGCGAAGGGAGGGGGGGAGGCCGCACAGGGUGGUCCAAGGGAGCUGGGGGCUGCGGCCCCGAGCCUGGGCCAGGUCCGGGUGCUAUUUCUGGGCAAGCCUUCACCUUGGAGGACCCUGGAGGUCCUCCACUUUGAGAAAGGCUGGGGACGUUCCGGCCUCAUUUUGGGCUCAGGGGACUGA